Messenger RNA from Suillus fuscotomentosus, 333 nucleotides. RefSeq lists its product as uncharacterized. NCBI's taxonomy places the organism in Eukaryota, Fungi, Basidiomycota, Agaricomycetes, Boletales, Suillaceae. Bases 1 to 333 code for a protein of 110 amino acids. The transcript is spliced from 2 exons. The record is from RefSeq and is a predicted model, not a curated record.
AUGAACAACAAUGCUAAUGCCAACGCCAACGAAGGAGCCGGGAAUCAGAUUCCUCAAGAGUUUUUACAACUCGUACCAAGGCCUCGGGACAUCACGUUCAGACUGAUCGAAAGGCAGCUGGAACUAAUGUACGUUACGUGGGCCAAUGCGCGAGUCCGCAUACAUCAAGAAAUCUACCGCCCUGAACUGCCGCUUCAGCCGUGCCUUCAGCCCCCAGUCUGGACAGAACCAACACGCGCGAUGGUAGUGCUUUGGAUCGCGAGGGAGCGCCAAAUUUUUGAGUUGGAGAUGGAGGAGAUGGAGCGUCUCCUGGGACUUCGAGAUGCACAUUAG